AUGGCCGGGCAAAUUUCUGUCAUUGACUUUGGCCGCUUUAUUGGGGGAUCGACGAACGAACGAAAGUCUGUCGCCUAUGACAUUGAUAAAGCUCUUACCACAUCUGGAUUUCUCUCACUUAUCAAUCAUGGAAUUGAGCAAAGCAUCAUUGACGAGUGCUUCUAUUGGAGUGAGCGAUUUUUCGAAUUGCCAGUUCAUGAGAAAAGCCAAUUGAGCCCUUCAGUGCACAAAAUGCGCCACGGAUACUUAGGCAUCGGCAAGGAAAUCGUGCGCGGUGAGCGUUCUCAUAAAGAGAAUUUCGAUUUCGGGAAUCCCGAGGACAGUGAUAUGGAGUCCUGGCCUUCGCCUGAAAAGCUUCCUGGCUUUCGGGAAUGCGCUGAGACAUUCUAUCAUGCUUGCUCGCGGUUGAUUUCCGAACUGUUCGAAUGCAUCGAUUUAAUCUUUAAACUGGAUACAAACGACUCUCUCAGUAAACACCAUUCGGGAUCCGCCGAUGUGGUUAGCUUUCUACAUUAUCCUGCUGUGCGUCAAAGGGGAAAUUUCGUCAGGGGCAUGGCGCAUUCAGAUCUCGGAACGAUUACGCUACUAUUCCAGCAUGGCAUCGGUGGCCUCCAAGUCGCGGAUCAUGACUCAACGAGGGAGACUACCACCGUAGCUAUCGAAAAGACAGCUAACUUUAUAGAUGUCCACCCUGACAGCCAGGCUAUCCUCGUGAAUGUUGGCUAUCUGCUUAUGCGUUGGACAAAUGGACGUUGGCCGAGUACCGUUCACAGAGUUACAUGGCCUCCAGGUUUUCGAGAUACACAAGAUAGCGGAAUGCAGACGGAUACCCCUGAGCGAUUCAGUAUUGCGUUCUUCAGCUUUCCAGACUACGAGGUCGACAUCGAACCGUUGGAAAAUUGUCGCUCUCAACAGCAACCAAGAAGAUGGAAGAAUUCUUUGAACGCAGGCGAGUAUUUGUUGAAGAAACGAAGACAAUUGUAUUCUUCCUAA
Messenger RNA from Pseudovirgaria hyperparasitica, 993 nucleotides. Its product is annotated as Clavaminate synthase-like protein. The transcript has 3 exons. The coding region runs from base 1 to 993 and encodes 330 amino acids. NCBI's taxonomy places the organism in Eukaryota, Fungi, Ascomycota, Dothideomycetes, Acrospermales, Acrospermaceae. The record is from RefSeq and is a predicted model, not a curated record. Gene Ontology annotation, molecular function: dioxygenase activity.